UUGUGUAAUCUCUCUCCAAAAUUGGCUGCUCGUGCAAUCAUUUGAUAGCCUUCCAAGACUUCUAUAAAUUGGCCAUUUUUGGCUUCAUAAGCUUCACACACUCACCAUUCCUCUACUUUCUUUCUGAGAGAUUGCAUUUGCAUGCACUAGUAAAAGUACCAUACCAAAAUGGCCUUCCUUUCUAUUGUUUCCAAGUCUGCUGUCAUGCUCUUCAUCACUGCCUUGUGCUGCCUCUUUGUCAUGCAGCUCCAAGCUUCUGCCUUGGCAGAUUGCAAGAUGGGCAGUGGAUGCUUCUACGUCAAAGCAACUCUGCAUGAAGUGCAUUCCAGAAAGUUGCUUGAAGGGAUGAAGGGCCAUGAAAUGGUUUUCAAGAGUGGGGGCAUGGCUGGAUCGGCAAGUGGUGGCAAAGGGAUGAAGGUUGGUGCUGGUUGGGAGUUGAGGGAGGCUCCGAUGGGUCCAGACCCCUUGCACCACCACGGUGGCGGCCCCAAGAACGCCAAGACACCAUAGUGCUUUUGUGGAUCCCCACCCUUUUGAGACAGAGUUGUCUUAAGUUUUGGCUACUCCGAUCCUGCUAUAAAUCUAGAAAAUGUGCGACAAAGUUUUUUGGCUUGCUUAGUAUGAUGUCAACAUGCAAGAUACUUAUUAUCGUUUCCUAAUGGUAAUGUAAUGCUAUCGUAGCAUGAUCUUUUGCUCUAUAUACACUGCAUUUUGUCACAUGUUAAUCCAAA
Molecule: messenger RNA, 731 nt
Organism: Coffea arabica (coffee)
Lineage: Eukaryota; Viridiplantae; Streptophyta; Magnoliopsida; Gentianales; Rubiaceae
Molecular function (GO): receptor serine/threonine kinase binding
Source: RefSeq, a predicted model, not a curated record